Panthera uncia (snow leopard) is the source of this 796-nucleotide messenger RNA. Its product is annotated as interferon beta. Lineage: Eukaryota; Metazoa; Chordata; Mammalia; Carnivora; Felidae. Gene Ontology annotation, molecular function: type I interferon receptor binding; cytokine activity. Gene Ontology annotation, biological process: B cell proliferation; B cell differentiation; positive regulation of peptidyl-serine phosphorylation of STAT protein. Bases 51 to 611 code for a protein of 186 amino acids. The record is from RefSeq and is a predicted model, not a curated record. Gene Ontology annotation, cellular component: extracellular region. The transcript has a single exon.
UCUUUGCUUCAGCACCUAGACAGUAGCAGGCAAGACUUCCUAUUUUCAUCAUGACCGGCAGGUGCAUCCUCCAAAUUGCUCUCUUGGCGUGUUUCUUCACCACCGUGCAUUCCGUGAGCUACAAGUUGCUUGGAUUCCAACUAAGAAGCAGCAGUUUGGAGUGUCAGGAGCUCCUGCUGAACUUGAACAGAACCUCUAAAUAUUGCCUCAAGGACAGGAUGAACUUCGAGGUCCCUGAGGAGAUUAAAAAAUCACAGCGGUUCCAGAAGGAGGAAGCCAUAUUGGUCAUCAACGAGAUGUUCCAGAAGAUCUUUAAUAUUUUCAGUAGAAACACCUCUAGCACGGGAUGGAAUGAGACCACUGUUGAGAACCUCCUUGCGACACUCCACUGGCAGAAGGAACACCUGGAAACGAUCCUGGAGGAAAUCAUGGAGGAGGAAAACUUCACCUGGGACAAUACGACCCUUCUGCACCUGAAGAAAUACUACUUAAGGAUCGUGCGGUACCUGAAGGCCAAGGAGUACAGCAUCUGUGCCUGGACAGUAGUCCAAGCAGAAAUCCUCAGGAACUUUUUCUUCCUUGAGAGACUUACAGAUUAUCUCCAAAACUGAAGCUCUCCCAGCCUGUACCUCUGGGAAUGGACGAUGCUGGCAAUGGAUUCAGGGAUUCUUCAACUCACAGAGACUCUGUAAGUGACUGGCAGCUAAUGUACUCCAUGUCAAAGAACAAAGACUUUAAAUUGUUUUAUUAAUAUAUGCAUUAAGUUAUUUUUCUAUUUAUUUAAAUUUUUCCCCGG